UCAGUCAUUUGUGUCAAAUCUUUAUAAGCAAGUAGUCUGUUUCACUAAGGUUAAAGAAAAAUAACAUAUAAAUGGAACGCUACAUGUACAGUGAUGUUGAACACCUCGGAGAAGAUCUUGAAUGUGUACUCCAAAUUAAUAAGGAGCCGGUUGAAUUCGACCCGAUGUGCGAUAAGGAGAAUCCUCAAAAGAUUUCCUUUGAAGAUGUCUCAGCGGCUGCCUUUAGGAUACAAAAUGGGAUUAUAAAAACGCCAUGCGUGAAAUCUCACAUGUCCUUAGAAUAUGGAAUGGACAUUUACCUGAAAAAUGACUUUCUUCAGCAUACAGGAAGCUUUAAAGAGCGGGGCGCUCGCAACGCGUUGGUUCUCCUUCCCUCUGAAGCGAGGCAGCGCGGAGUCAUCUCCGCAUCACUCGGCAACCACUCGCAAGCCCUCAGUUAUCACGCGAAGCUCCUCGGCAUCCCCGCUACUGUCGUCAUGCCGAACGUGGCGCCCAUUAUGAAGAUACAGAAAUGCCGCUCGUUCGGGGCUAACGUAGUCAUACAUGGAUAUGAUAUGAGCGAAGCGAAGCAUCAAGCUAUGGUGUUGGCUAAGGAGAGGAAUCUCACUUACAUCAAUGGAUACGAUCACCCCCACAUCAUGGCUGGACAAGGAACUGUGGGCCUGGAGAUAGUAGAGCAGGUGCCUGACGUCGAUGCUGUGUUGGUACCCGUGGGAGGCGGCGGGCUGCUGGCAGGUACCGCCACCGCCAUCAAACAUCUGAAGCCUCACGUUCUUAUUUAUGGCGUGGAAUCUGAAAAGUGCGCGAGUAUGACCGAAGCGAUAAACAACGGACAACCGGAGAGUGUACAUAUCCGCUCUACGCUGGCCGACGGUCUCGCCGUGCCCACCGUCGGCUACAAUGCUUACCACACUUCCAAGUCGCUGGUCGACAGAGUGAUAUCCCUGCCUGAGGACUGGAUCGCUCGCGCCAUCUUGCUCCUUGUGGAGCAGGAAAAAUUCGUGGUGGAAGGCGGCGGCGCGGUCGGGAUCGCGGCCAUCAUGGCCGGCCUGGUUCCCGAGCUCGCCGGGAAAAAAGUGGUCUGCAUCUUAUCCGGGGGCAACAUUGACACCACAAUCUUAGGCCGGUGCCUGGAGCGAGGCCUGGCAGCGGAGUCCCGCCUGGUUAAGUUCAAGGUGACGGUCAGCGACCGGCCUGGGGGUAUCGCCGAGCUGUGCAAGCUCAUAUCCUCGACUGGUGUCUCUAUUAAGGACAUCAUGCAGGAGAGGGCGUGGGUGUGCGGGGACAUCUUUAGUGUGAGAGUAAAAGUAGUUUGCGAGACUCGAGGUCCCGAGCACACGGACGAGCUACGCAGUCUAAUCGCGCGCACCUACCGCGAAUGGGUGUUCACGCGCGAGACUGGGGACUACUGCCAUACGCCGCUCAAGAAUUACGACUCCCUCGACGACGUCUCGCACUAAAUUUACGAGGCAACGGAUAAUGAAGCACUUGUGACUUAUCUAUAUCUUAGUUUAGCCAAAAAAAGAAAUACCAUAUUUAUCGGAGUACACGGGCGAAACUUCCCUUUAAAUAAGAUUUUGCGAACGAUUUAACGGUGGCAGACAGUUUGGUGACUUUGGUGCAACCGACCCUAAGAGCACAGUCAUGCUUCACUACUUCUCUCUCCUACUUCGAUUACAUACAUACAAAAAGUAUACAAAAAGUUGGUCGCUACACAAGGUCUCCUAAUGGUAGAUGAUUGUCCUUUUUCACCAAGAAUCCACACUUUAUGUUAUAGGAUUCUGAUUUAACAAUUGUUAAAAUGUUCACAUUGUUUUGAUAUAAGUAAUUUUGACAAUCGCUCACCGUGCGGGCCGUGUCCAAGUUUUAUCAAUAAUCGAAUAAUCAUAUCAAAACUAUAACAAAUUGUUAAAUUUGAAUCGGCCUCCUUGUAUUUAUGCCCCGAUACCUAUUCGUUAGGCGCCAUUAAUUUAUUACGUAAGACGAUUUUUGCCAGAUUUUGACCCCCUCCCACCCCUAUGUAAGAAAAUAUAAGAAUAAGGCGACCCCCACCCCCUGUUUUAUGUUUAUUUGUAGAAUCUGAAGGAAAAACGAUUAGGUACACAUCGGGUUUGUUUUUGUUUCGAUUUUCAGAUACAAUUUUAGGAACUUUUAUUUUGUACCUGUAAAAGUACAAAAAAAGAUUUUUUCGGCCAUAAUCAACUGUGGCUUAAUUUUAUAGU
This is a messenger RNA of Cydia strobilella, 2222 nucleotides long. Its product is annotated as L-threonine ammonia-lyase-like. The transcript has 9 exons. Gene Ontology annotation, biological process: L-threonine catabolic process; L-serine catabolic process. Bases 72 to 1460 code for a protein of 462 amino acids. Gene Ontology annotation, molecular function: L-serine ammonia-lyase activity; threonine deaminase activity. NCBI's taxonomy places the organism in Eukaryota, Metazoa, Arthropoda, Insecta, Lepidoptera, Tortricidae. The record is from RefSeq and is a predicted model, not a curated record.